This is a messenger RNA of Nezara viridula (southern green stink bug), 238 nucleotides long. NCBI's taxonomy places the organism in Eukaryota, Metazoa, Arthropoda, Insecta, Hemiptera, Pentatomidae. The record is from the annotation of a GenBank genome assembly.
AGGUCCUGCAGUUUUUGGGCCUGAUAAUGUUUCUAUGACUUGCCCUCAUUGUAACGUGAGGAUUACUACUGUUACAACCAGAACAAAUAAGACUUGUACACAUCUGUGUUGUUGCUGCAUGUUUUUUAGUGUAAUCUGUACAUUGUGUUCUUGUCUGCCAUAUUGCUGCUGUGAUCCUGAAAGUGUAGAACAUACUUGCCCUAAUUGUUCAGCAAGGCUCGGUGUCUACUACAGUUAA